CCUCAACGUCACGCCUGCCGCCUCCAUUCGACCUUCGCUGCCGUCAACUCUGCCCAACUGCCAGUAGCACCAACACACAAAUACCAAGACACACGCGCUUCGAAUUCCAGCGGAAGGGCAAUUGGCCAUCGCGUCGCCCGUGUCGCCGACGCGGUGCCGUUCCGAGCUAUGAUCGUUGCUUCACGGAGCCCGUGAACGCUCGCUCGCCAGUCCAGCCUUCCCUCCAGCCUUCUCCAGGAUGUGGCUCGACAGGCUCACAGUUCAGGGGACCUCAGGGCCCUCAUCCCAAUCCACCAGCCGCGCCGCCUCGCCCCUCCCGCGACGGACAUCGAGCAUUCGCGGCCCCUACCUGACCUCAUCCCGAUCGGCCCGCGCCUCGUCCUUGUCGCUCGCCUCCAGCGACUCCAGCCUUUCUCUGCUCGCAUCGGCGCGCCGGACCAAUGGAUCUGCCCUCAAGCAGUCAACUACGGUGGAUGAUGGCGGCAAGGCGAUUGAAUUGCUGACCAAGCUUCUCGGCGACGAACCGGCGGCGGAAAAGACACCGGCACCACUAACCGAGGAGGACCUCGACCUGGAAUUCGACCUCGCCGGCCUGUCCCUGAGUGAACUGGCCAUCGAGACCAGCCGCGACGGGGGUUAUGAGCCCUAUAGGUCACACACCACCCAAGAGUACGAACUCGGAAAGGCCAGGUUCGAGGACUUGUCCAAGUCGAUCCGAGCCUGUGACGACGUUCUGAGCUCAGUGGAGGCGAACCUUACGAGUUUCCGAAACGACCUCGCAACGGUUUCGGCAGACAUAGAGAGCCUACAGAACAGGUCCGCGGCUCUCAACGUGAGGCUGGAGAACCGGAAGGCGGUAGAAAAGGGCCUCGGCCCGAUAGUGGAGGAGGUCAGCGUGUCUCCUCUUAUCGUAGCCAAGAUCUCGGAAGGGCAUAUCGACGAGCAAUGGGUGCAGGCCCUGCGUGACGUGGAGAAACGUGCGGCGGCGAAUCGGCAGAGCUCGAAUCAAGGCAAAAGCAAAGCCUUGGCAGAUCUGGAGCCGUUGCUUGAGAAGCUGGUGGUCAAGGCCAUCGAACGGAUACGGGAUUUCUUGGUCGCCCAGAUCAAAGCCUUGCGCUCCCCAAACAUCAAUGCUCAAAUUAUCCAGCAGCACAACUUCCUCAAGUUCAAAGAUUUGUUCGCCUUUCUUCGUAAGCACCACGCUACACUCGCCGACGAGAUAUGUCAAGCGUAUAAGAACACAAUGAGGUGGUACUACCUGGACCAAUUCACCCGCUACCAAAAGGCGUUGGAGAAGCUCAAACUGCACACUCUUGAUAAGAACGACGUCUUGGGCCACGAUGAUUCGGCGCGCAAGACCACGGUGCUGUCCAGCUCCAGGAUCCCGGGCCCGCCGCAUGAUGCCUUCAACCUUGGGCGGCGCGUGGACGUGCUGAAGACCAGCAGCCACAUGGCUUUAUCGUCGUACCUAGCAGAAGAAGACAAGUCGACGCAUUACUUGGAGACUCCCUUCCGCAACUUUAAUCUUGCAUUGAUCGACAAUGCGACGGCCGAAUACACAUUCCUAAUCUCGUUCUUCUCGCCGGCAAUUCCGGCUGCCUCCCUAUCUCGCCAUUUCGACUAUAUUUUCGAGCCAACCUUCGCUCUGGGCCAGACGCUAUUGCGGUCCCUAGCGGGCGACUCUUUCGACGGGCUAGGGCUCCUGCUCUGCAUCCGACUGAACCAACGGUUUGCCUUUGAGCUGCAGCGUCGGCGCGUGCCGGCGGUAGACGGCUACAUCAACGCGACUAGCAUGCUCCUCUGGCCGCGGCUUCAGGUGGUCAUGGAUCACCAUUGUGAGUCGAUCCGGGCCCUGACCAGCGCGCUCCCCUCGCGGCCGCAGUCCCUCACGGGCGCCGCGGCGCAGCAGCACUCGGCGGCCCCCCACGUUGUCACGCAGCGCUUUGGCCAGCUGCUCCACGGGCUCGUGGCGCUCAGCGCCGAGGCGGGCGACGACGAGCCCCUCGUCUCCAGCAUGCGCCGCCUCCGCUCCGAGGCCGAGGCCUUCCUGACGCGCUACAGCCAGGCCUGGUUCGGCAAGGACAGGAGGAAGCGCGAGCGCUUCCUCUACAACAACUACUCGCUCAUCUUGACCAUCCUCAGCGACGCCGAAGGGAAGCUGGCUGCCGAGCAGCAGGAGCAUUUUGAGGGGUUGAAGACUGCAUUCCAGGAAACAGCGUAGAGACGCGCGAUUCCGUGGCCUUUCGGUGUCCGGCUGAUGUCGCAAUAUUUUCCUAUAACCAUUUCUCACCCAAUUUUUAUACCACGUAGCGUGGGUCUCUGUGGACAGUGUAUCCUAGAAAAAACACCAUGGAGGAGGGUUGGUAGGAAAAAGAAAAAGCGUUCAGAUAAUUAGGAAAGCCUUUUAUUAUAUCUAAACAAGACCUUGCCUGCUCGGUCUCGACUGGUGUAGUCGUGUGUAAAAGUUCCAUCCAGGUUUUGAG
Messenger RNA from Gaeumannomyces tritici R3-111a-1, 2483 nucleotides. RefSeq names its product Vps52/Sac2 family protein. The record is from RefSeq and is a predicted model, not a curated record. Gene Ontology annotation, molecular function: syntaxin binding. NCBI's taxonomy places the organism in Eukaryota, Fungi, Ascomycota, Sordariomycetes, Magnaporthales, Magnaporthaceae. Bases 239 to 2221 code for a protein of 660 amino acids. The transcript has 3 exons. Gene Ontology annotation, biological process: endocytic recycling; retrograde transport, endosome to Golgi; Golgi to vacuole transport. Gene Ontology annotation, cellular component: GARP complex.